ACCCAGACACAUCUCCGGACAGGGAGCUGAGCUCAGAGACGCGAGGCAGCUUCUCCUUCUCCUCCUCUGCAGCGGAUGACGCGGGGAGGUGGGAGCUGUGGAGCAAAGGGGGUGGUGCGUGUGAGCCGCAGAUCUGGUUACACACAUCCACACUUUUUCAUGGCAAGUUUUUUUGGAAAGUGGGGGGAGGGCGACGCUGCGACUUUUUCCUCGGGCCUGAUGUCUGUUAUUUAUUUUUUAAUUCCCAGCCUCAAGGGGAACUUCAGAAGCAGAUCGUCCAUUUGUUAAAAGUUCCUCUGUGGCUCGUGCGCCUUUUUGGGGCCGUUUGGAUAAUGAGUGGAUUCAGGAGGAUCCAGCAAAGAGCGGAGGAUUAACAAAAAAAAAGUUGGGGAGGAAACUUUGAAGCGGCCCGGAGAUUUUCUUCAGCAUGGAAAUAACUACUUCUUCAUGUAGAGACGGAAACAUCCUGUCUGGAUUAUUGACAAAGGACCAUUUACGCACCAGAAUAUAAGAAUAAUCACUUUUAUUAGUUUUAUUUCCCUGCAUAGUUGCGUCUCUCUCUCUCUCUCUAACCCAAGAUGUCUUCCCCCGGCUGGAGCCCCAUUGUUGGGAUGCUUUGCGUCUGGGCUGCUGCUGCCUGGCUCCCGGGCUCCGGGGCAGUGUUGUCUCCAAACGGGACAUUGUUCGAGGACCACUGCAAGAAAACCACGACCUGCGAGGCCCUGAAGUACAACACAUGCCUGGGGUCUCCUCUGCCCUACACCCACACCUCCCUGGCCCUGGCGGAGGACUCCACCACACAAGAGGAGGCUUUUGAGAAGCUGACCAUGUGGUCUGGUCUGAGGAACGCUCCUCGCUGUUGGUCGGUCAUCCAGCCGCUGCUCUGUGCUGUCUACAUGCCCAAGUGUGAGAACGGCCGGGUGGAGCUGCCCAGCCAGACCCUGUGUCAGGCCACGCGUCGGCCGUGCAGCAUCGUGGACCAGGAGCGAGGCUGGCCCAGCUUCCUCAAAUGUGACCAUUUCCCUGUGGGAUGUUCGAAUGAGGUGCAGAAGCUGAAGUUCAACACGUCGGGCCAGUGUGAAGCUCCUCUGGUGAAGACGGACAUUCAGUCGAGUUGGUACAAAGACGUGGAGGGCUGCGGCAUCCAGUGCGACAACCCUCUGUUCACCGUGAGCGAGCACAACGACAUGCACGUCUACAUCGCCUACUUCGGCACCAUCACGCUCCUCUGCACCUUCUUCACUCUGGCCACGUUUCUCGCUGACUGGAAAAACUCCAACCGCUACCCAGCCGUCAUCCUCUUCUACAUCAACGCCUGCUUCUUCGUGGGCAGCAUCGGCUGGUUGGCCCAGUUCCUGGACGGAGCGCGUGAAGAGAUCGUGUGCAAGAGCGACAACACCAUGCGACUCGGGGAGCCAUCGUCUUCAGAGACGCUUUCAUGUGUCACCAUCUUCAUCAUCGUCUACUACUCCCUGAUGUCCGGCGUGAUCUGGUUCGUCAUGCUCACCUACGCCUGGCACGCGUCCUUCAAAGCCCUGGGCACCACCCAGCAGCCGCUGUCCGGCAGAACCUCCUACUUCCACAUGGUCACCUGGUCCAUCCCCUUCGUCCUCACCGUGGCCAUCCUGGCUAUCGCUGAGGUGGAUGGAGACUCAGUGAGCGGGAUCUGUUUCGUGGGUUAUAAAAACUACAGAUACCGGGCCGGGUUCGUGCUCGCACCCAUUGGUGUGGUGCUCGUUGUCGGUGGCUACUUCCUGAUUCGGGGUGUCAUGACCUUGUUUUCCAUCAAGAGUAAGCACCCAGGACUGCUGAGUGAGAAAGCGGCGAGCAAAAUCAACGAGACGAUGCUGAGACUCGGCAUAUUUGGUUUCCUGGCUUUCGGCUUUGUUCUGAUCACCUUCGGCUGCCACUUCUACGACUUCUUCAACCAGGCUGAGUGGGAGAGGAGCUUCAGAGAAUAUGUGCUGUGUGAAGCCAACGUGACGAUCGCCUCUCAGACCAACAAGCCGAUCCCAGAAUGCACCAUUAAAAACCGUCCGAGUCUAAUGGUGGAGAAAAUCAACCUGUUCUCCAUGUUCGGGACCGGAAUCGCUAUGAGCACCUGGGUCUGGACCAAGGCCACCAUCCUUAUCUGGAAACGCACCUGGUGCAAGAUUAUCGGCCGCAGCGACAACGAGCCCAAGAGGAUCAAGAAGAGCAAGAUGAUCGCCAAGGCGUUUGCGAUGAGGAAGGAGCUCCACAAGGACCCGGAGAAGGAGCUGUCGUUCAGCAUGCACACGGUGUCGCACGACGGGCCAGUGGCUGGAAUCAAUUUUGAAAUAAACGAGCCGUCCAAUGAAAUGUCGUCAGCUUGGGCGCAGCACGUGACCAAGAUCGUGGCCCGGCGAGGUGCCAUCCUGCCUCAGGACAUUUCUGUCACCCCCACGGGCACACCAGUGCCACCUCCAGAGGAGCGGAAUAGACUGUGGAUGGUGGAGGCCGAGAUUUCCCCUGAGAUGAUAAAGAGGAAGAAGAAGAAAAAGAAGAGGAAGAAGGAGGUGCGUCCAGUGAAGGAGGUGACGGAGCACCAGACGUAUCAUCAGCGCGAGGCUUGCCGCAGCACGGUGCCUCGUCUGCCCAAGCUGCCCUGCCACCCGAGCCUCGUCGCCAACCUGCAGGAGCAGCAGAAGCUGGAGGAGGAAGUCCUGCCGGGGUCCUACCCAGACUUCCAAACCUCACACCCUCUGUCCUGUGAGGAGCGAUGCCGCUACCCGCCCUACCAGAGCAGCCAGAACAGCUACGGCCGCAGCCUGCUCUCUAAUCCUCUGACCUUCAACGAUCGUCCGGAGGAUCUGGGUCUCGGCCCCCGCUGCCCGCCCUCUGCCUCCUCCUGGCAGCCAAGCAGAGCUUCUCACUACCCCCGGGAGGUGCAUCUCACCGACGGGCUGUCAGAGAGGUUGGCCCAUGUGGCUCGGGUCCCGGCGGGCCGCAGGGUCAACUAUGGGCCCAUCCACUCCCGGACCAAUUUGAUGGAGGCGGAGCUUAUGGACGCUGACUCUGACUUCUAAGACUAAAGCUCCGGUACCUUCUGUCUCUUUGCGGUACACAGACAGUAAGCUAUAGAAAGUGCUGGAUACUUCUUAAUUCUUACUAAAGUGCACCAACACUGAACUGAGCUGGGCAUUUUUUAUUUCCUUUUGAAUUUUGUUUUUCUUCUUUUUUUUUUAAAGGAAAAGGAUAAAGUGAAAAAAUUUGUUGUGAAUAAGUUAAAGAGUAAUUUUUGUUCUUUGUGUCCAAUUCAAUUUCAAAGGCAACUUCAUGAUGAUGAGAAAUGAGGCAGCUAAACUGUUCGUGGCUUGAAACAAUAUAGAUUAUUAGUUUGAAAACCUAUGAGCGCAACAUUCAACCUAAAAUGUCGUUAUUGCUAUUUGACCCACUCGUCAAAAUUUUUGAGAUCACAAUGAAAGGUGCUAUAUUUUAUUUUUCAGCUGUAAUCCUAGAAAACGUACCCUCUAGUGUCAUAGUGCCGAAAACCUCGACUCAUACAUUAAACCACACAACUACAGGCUGCCUGCAAAUACUUUUGAACCAAGGUCUUCUCUUGUAUUAUAUGUUAAUGUUGGUUUGGCUCUUCCCAACACUAUUUACCCAAUAGUAAUAUGUGUUUAUGUACAGUUAACUGGAGGUACUAACCGUUAUCCCCUGCUCUAUUAGGACUAAUAUCACUGUCGCUAAGGGAUUGAUUUCUUUAAGACUUUGUAUUUACACACUGGGACGUGAACUGAAGCCUGAAGAACUGAAGGAAAAGGUCAAGUUUGACUCGCUAAAGUUUCACAGCUUCCAGGCACGUUCACUCAUACACACACGUAACAGUUCACUUCCAAUCUGUGCGAGCGAGGAGGCAAAUGAAACGUUCGCUUCCUGCGGCAAAGCAAAUCCGCUUCAACUUUGGAGAACUUUGACCCACAAUCUUCAUCUAUAUGUGUGACCGUGUCCUCACGCUGUGGAUAUUUACAUCACUUUUCAUCAUAAUCACCCAAAUCAUCAUCGUGUCCUUUCGUUCUUUGAUUUUUUUUAACAUCAGCAAAGUAAUAGAAACAUGAUUUUAAUGUUAAUCAGCUCAACUAAAUGUUACAGAGUUAAAAUACUUACAAAUGAUCUGUUGCCUGGUGCAACAAACCAACACUUCAUGCAGUUCUCAUUUUGUUUUCAAUGCGUUCUUUUUGUAUAUUACAGAAAAAACUACAUUUUACAAUUAUUUUUAAAAGGGUUAUUUUUUUACAGCAGUGUUUGUACGUUAGUUCAUCUGUUGGAUAUAUUCAGUCUCAACUGGGCUUCAUGUUUCCUCUUCUCCUCAGUCCAGAUUUAAACUCCUCUGUCUUUUACACUGCAAUGGACAUAGACAUUUUUUUUUUUUUUUAAAUCUGAACAAAAUGCUUUUUCUGUCGCUCAUUUUCCUAAAUGUGUUUACUGUACAUAGGCUGUUCAUAGAUUUCUAAUUUGUACAAAUUUAUACAUCAAAUCUCUUGAUACUCUGCUGACAUCAUGUAUAAAAAGGGAAGAGUCGAUUAUGCUAUAAAAAAAAGUUGUCACUGUACUUGUGCUGUAACCAAAAUGUCCCCUUGUGUUGUCAUGUUACUCUCACUGUGGAUAACUGAUGCUGAAGUAGACGGUGCUAGAUGCCUCUUAGCCAACGGAGAACCAGCUUUGUCUAAUAUGUCUUGUAAUUCAUGUGUAUGAGAGAGGAUUAUUUAUGUUCGCAGUAGUCAACAAUGUAGUUUUGCAACAGAAACUUAGUAGAUCAUAAACCAAGGCCCAACUGUCCAAGAUCAAUUAAUUAUUCCCUUAAAAAGUGGUGAAUGAAAUGUUGAAAAUCUCACAGUGUUGAAGGAAGUGAACAACGUUUCCGCAUCAGCCCCCUUCUUCCAUGACCCACAUCACAUCCCUCUGCAGAGUUUUGUGGAAAUCCAUUCAGUUGUUGUGUAAUCCUGCUAACAAACAUACAAACCAACCAACACACACAGGAGUGAAAACAUAAUCUCCUCAGCAGAGGUAAUAAAGCAAAGUCUGCCCAAACAUUUCCUCCAAAUAUUAUUAAGAAAUCAAAUGAGCAUUACCUUUGAGACUUUGUACGUCUUUUCUAAGGCAUCAAGAGAUUUAUCAAUGGGCCAGUCUGUGUUGCUUUCUGUGUAAAAAAAACAUGUAUGUCAUUUCUACCGUGCAAGUGUAUUUUUUGUUGUUUUUACGUAAAUAAAAUAAUCCUUCAUGUUU
This is a messenger RNA of Hippoglossus stenolepis (Pacific halibut), 5250 nucleotides long. It is a transcript of the gene smo, whose product is annotated as smoothened, frizzled class receptor. Gene Ontology annotation, biological process: smoothened signaling pathway; central nervous system development; positive regulation of smoothened signaling pathway. Gene Ontology annotation, molecular function: patched binding; transmembrane signaling receptor activity. Gene Ontology annotation, cellular component: plasma membrane; cilium; dendrite. Bases 579 to 3047 code for a protein of 822 amino acids. The record is from RefSeq and is a predicted model, not a curated record. The transcript is spliced from 12 exons. NCBI's taxonomy places the organism in Eukaryota, Metazoa, Chordata, Actinopteri, Pleuronectiformes, Pleuronectidae.